This is a messenger RNA of Closterium sp. NIES-67, 2419 nucleotides long. NCBI's taxonomy places the organism in Eukaryota, Viridiplantae, Streptophyta, Zygnematophyceae, Desmidiales, Closteriaceae. The record is from the annotation of a GenBank genome assembly.
UUAGCAGGGAAACUGCAAUACGUCAGCGUUAGCAGAAGUGCGUCGGUUGGGCGACUGCUAGGCCUGCUGGCCAGCUCAGUAUCUCGUCACGCGCGCCACCUGUUUCUUGUUCCCCGCGCUGCCAACUUCCCUUACUCUCCUGCUUCAAAGCGUACUCGCCGAUUCAGUGAUGUGCAUGCUAACGACGCAGAAAGUCCUUCCUGCCUAGUCUACCAGCUUACGCCCUUCCCUCGCCUGGCCCUCUUUUGAGUCGACUCAAAAGCAGUCUUGGCCUCCACUGCCUCUCUUUCUUGUUCAUUUCUUGUUUCAUUUCUUGUUUUCACUCGUCGCGCCGAUUUCGUCCUCUGCAAGUCUCCGCGUUACCUUUCUCGGAGCACGAGUGCUGCCUGCUGCUCCCUCGUUUCCUCGCCGUCCUUAGCUUUCCGUCCCGAGUCUCCAUGGCCCCCGCGUUUACCGCAGAAACGAUUCGCAGCCAUACCGAUUUCGCCCGCGCUCCCGGGCAUCUCUCUCAGAAAGUACUUACCGACUCUGCUUCAAAGCCACAGGCCGAGGCUGGUUCCGAAGCGCUCGGAAGCACUCCGGCCCUCGCGCAACGGACACCCGUUGAGCCGACUCCAGCGGCAACAAAGUGCGACGCGGCUAUGGCAGCCCCACCGCCUCAGAAACAGACUCAACUGGCGGCUGAGUGCGACGCCGCGACUGCCUCCCUGCUGAACGGGAAAGCCUUUUGGGACGACGCGGAGAUGACGUGGGCUGUGGAGGCGUCGCGGCUGUCGCUGUCCAUCGAGAAUCCCAUUCGCAAGAUCACCGACUCUCUCGCCGCCGUACUUGCCGCGCCGGCCGCUCGCACUUCCGCUUCAACCGCCGUUGCCGCCGCUUCUUCCGCUCCUGCUGCUCCCGAAGUUCCUCCAAAGUCGUUGAUCUCGUUGGGGCAAGGCGAUCCGACGGCGUUCGGCCACUUGAAGCUGCCGGACGUCGCUGUGCGCGCUGUGCAGGACGCUAUAGCGAGUGGUCGUUAUAACGGGUACCCGCCUUCUAACGGACUGCCUGACGCACGAAGGGCGGUUGCUGAAUUUUGCACCACGUCCGCACUGGCAGCACUCCCUCCUGCCACGUCAGCAGGAUGCGCGCCAGCAUGCUCAGCCGCUGACGUGUACAUCACAGGUGGCUGCGGCCCGUCCAUCCAACUCUGCUUAGACGCGCUCGCCAAUCCGGGCGGAAACAUUUUGCUGCCCCGCCCGGGCUUCCCGGUGUACGAGUGCAUGUGCCUGCACUCCGGCCUGGAGCCCAGAUUUUAUGACCUGCUGCCCGAGCAGAACUGGGAGGUGGAUCUCGGGCAGGUUGCAAAACUCCGUGACGAGGGCACGGUGGCUUUGCUGGUGUGCAACCCGGGGAAUCCUUGCGGGCAAGUCUUCUCCAGGCAGCAUCUGGUGGAGAUUCUCACCACAGCAGCGGCCCUUCGUCUACCAGUCAUAGCCGACGAGGUAUACGAGGGCAUCGCCUUCCAGGAAGCUUCGCCCUUCGUCCCUCUGCGCGCCGCAGCCAUGCAGCUAGCCGCUCAACAGCAGCCCUCGGCUCAUCAGCCGUGCAGUCCCUUGCCUGAUGCGUGCUGCGGAUUGCAAAACGGGGCAGAUAGCGCUGCGAAUGGAGUUGCGCGUGAAAGAUACUCGGGCACUGCUGAUGCUAGAGAGAACGGGCAUUUGGAGCAUGGGCAUGCAGCAGCAGCGGCGGGAGCGGCAGCGGCAGCAGCAGCAAGUGUUCCGAUUCUGACAGUCAGCUCGUUGUCUAAGCGGUUCCUCGUGCCGGGGUGGAGGGUGGGAUGGAUCGCUGUGCACGACCCGCGGCACAUUCUGAGAGACGCUAGGGUGAUGGAGUCUUUGGAGCGAAUACUGCAGUAUGCCCCUCAACCAUGCUCCCUCAUUCAGGCCGCCCUUCCUGCCAUUCUCAACACCACACCGCCCUCCUUCUUGAGCCAGCUCAAUUGCCAGCUGGCAGAUGCUGCCCGCACCAGCCUGUCUCGGGUCGGCUCCAUCCCGGGCCUGGAGUGUCCCAGUGAACCGCAGGGGGGAAUGUUCCUCAUGGUUCGCGUUGACCUGGCAUGUUUCCCGUCAUUCCCAGACGACAUCUCAUGGUGUAGGCAGCUGUUGCAAGAGCAGAGGGUGGUGCUAAUCCCAGGGACUGCAUUCCGUCUACCUGGUUGGGUGCGAGUUGUGCUUUCUGUGCCGCCCCAAGUUCUUUUUGAGGCAUGGGAUCGCAUUACUGCAUUUUGUAAGGACCACUACAAGGCCACAUAGAAUAAGUUUAAUGUUGUGUUGGUAUUGAGAAUGCUUAGAAAAAUUGCUCGUAUUGUGAGUUUAUUGUGCUGGUUGGUUGGUCAUAAGGCAAGGUUGUAUGCAUAAGGCAAAUUGAAUUCGUGUAA